UGUUUACGACGCCAGACCUGGGCUGUGUUCAGCUUCUCAUAUAGAGUCUCCUGAACUACCUGCUGCCUUGGCUUUGCCUGGUUUGCAGCUUAUGGCCUUCUUUAGCAGAAAAACUAUUGGGACGCGGCCGUCUUAUUUGAACGCGUUGUAGCCUUUCUGCACUUCUACCCUACUUCUGCCCUACUUAGUCACGUGUGACACAGGUGGGUCCUCCUCAAAUCAGACUACCAGCCCGUGGAAUCAGGUUUGAAGCUCAGAUCAUGACGAGUGUACAGAUGAGUGCUCUGGAUGAGAUGGUCCAGCAGUUCCUGGAACAUGCAUCCAGUGGUGAUUUAGGCAAAGUGUCUUUUUUGAUUUCUCACUCCAGACAUCUGCUUAAUGAAAGUGGAAAACAAGGCUGGACAGCUUUAAUGUUAGCUGCAAGAAAUGGACACUAUGAUGUGGUGAAAGCUUUACUAUCAGAGGGGUGUAAUACAGCAUUAACAAACAGAUCUGGCCAGACUGCGCAUGACAUCGCAAAAUUCUGGGGACACAAACACAUUGCCAAUUUGCUGGCCAAUGGUGGGGACGGUAACCUUCAAGUAAUCCUACCAAACACUGGAGCUACAGGACAUGAGAGUUACUUCAGUAGAGAGUAUCUCGACAGACUGAGUGAUAAAAGGUCAGAUUCAGAAUGGCUUUCAGCCAAACUGGCAUCUCCAAAGACCGUUUUUCUUCUUUUUUAUAAUUUGGACCCUCUCGUUAUGUCUGGGCCAGAAGAAUUGAAUAACAGUCAUCCUAAGAUGAAACUGUGUAGGCUUGGAAGAAUCUCUGUGGAUGAAUUAAUGAAGAAAAGCGACACUGUGGUUAUUUUUCUGGGAGUGGAGAAGGAGGACCAUACACUGCAGUCAAAAGAGGAGGAUGGACUUACUGCAUGGUUCGCUCUGAAUACCCAGGAGAAUCCCAUAGACAGUCUAGUGCCUAAAGAUUCAAACAGAUUCUUCCUUAAGGGGGCGAUGCCGGGACUCUUCUUGUUUGAUGAAGAUGAAGCAGGUGUAAUUGCACAAGCCAGGUCUGUUCUCGCGUGGCACAGUCGAUACAGCUUUUGUCCUACAUGUGGGGGCAGGACCAAAGUAGAUGAAGGAGGCUACAAAAGAACAUGUCUGAAUGAGGGCUGCAAGAGUCUUCAUGGCAUCCACAAUACAUCUUAUCCUAGAGUGGAUCCUGUCGUCAUCAUGCUAGUCAUUCACCCUGAUGGGAAUCAGUGCUUACUAGGCAGAAAAAAGAUUUUUCCUCCAGGGAUGUUUUCAUGCCUUGCUGGAUUUGUUGAACCAGGUGAGACCAUUGAGAAUGCAGUCAGACGGGAGGUUCUGGAGGAGAGCGGUGUUACUGUCGGCCCGGUUCAGUACGUUUCCUGUCAGCCUUGGCCGAUGCCGUCCUCCCUAAUGAUUGGAUGCCUUUCAGUAGCAGUGUCAACAGAUAUCAAUGUUGAUAAAAAUGAAAUUGAAGAGGCUCGCUGGUUCACGAGACAACAGGUACUAGAUGCAAUUGCAAGGAGCAACCAGGCAGUUUUCACCAUGCCUCCCAGACAAGCUAUUGCACAUUAUCUAGUGAAACACUGGAUUGGAAUAAACGCAAACCUUUGAGCUAAAAAUUAAA
Messenger RNA from Astyanax mexicanus (Mexican tetra), 1638 nucleotides. It is a transcript of the gene nudt12, whose product is annotated as nudix (nucleoside diphosphate linked moiety X)-type motif 12. Bases 261 to 1625 code for a protein of 454 amino acids. Gene Ontology annotation, molecular function: metal ion binding; NADH pyrophosphatase activity; protein binding. The record is from RefSeq and is a predicted model, not a curated record. The transcript is spliced from 7 exons. Gene Ontology annotation, cellular component: cytosol. NCBI's taxonomy places the organism in Eukaryota, Metazoa, Chordata, Actinopteri, Characiformes, Acestrorhamphidae. Gene Ontology annotation, biological process: NADP+ catabolic process; NAD+ catabolic process.